This is a messenger RNA of Fusarium mangiferae, 1164 nucleotides long. RefSeq lists its product as uncharacterized. The transcript has 5 exons. Gene Ontology annotation, molecular function: ATP hydrolysis activity; RNA binding. Lineage: Eukaryota; Fungi; Ascomycota; Sordariomycetes; Hypocreales; Nectriaceae. Gene Ontology annotation, cellular component: intracellular anatomical structure. Bases 1 to 1164 code for a protein of 387 amino acids. The record is from RefSeq and is a predicted model, not a curated record.
AUGAACAGUCUCAAAAGAAAUGAGGCCACAGCCGCCGAGGCCGCCGCUAUCGAAGACGGCAAAAUGAACCCUUUUUUCGAGAACAAGGAGUACACCAAGGAGUAUCUCCAAAUCCACGAAGAUCGAUGCAAGAAGCUCCCAGUUCGCUCCCAGCGACAAGAGUUUCUUGACAAGUACCACUCGGAGCAAGUCACCAUUGUAGUGGGUGAUACGGGGUCGGGUAAGACAAUACAAGUUUCGCAAUUUGUGUUAUUUGACGAGUGGGCAAGCGGCCUACGUGUGGCCUGUACCCAACCACGAGUAGUGGCAGCAACCAGUGUCGCAACCCGUGUUGCUCAAGAAUUGGACGUGCCUCUGGGCGGUAUUGUCGGGUACAAAGUCAGAUUCGACAACAAAAGUUCAGGCUCUACGCGUCUUGGAUUCGUUACAGAUGGCCUAUUACUCCAGCAAUAUGCUGGCGACACCAAUUUCUCCAAAUAUGCCUGUAUCAUGAUAGAUGAAGCUCACGAGCGAACAGCCAAUACCGACAUGCUGCUUGCGCUUCUCAAAAAGCUCAUUCAAAAGCGAAAGGACCUUAAGAAGUUCUGUCAAUACUUUGGUACUCAAAAUGUUUUCGAGACAAAACGACAGUUUAACGCCCUCAAAAUCAAGCAUGUCCAGGAGCCACCAGUUUGUUACGACUCGGCCGCUGUGAUGUUGGUCAGACAAUUUGUUGCCAACAAGCGCAAAGGAAAUAUCCUUGUGUUCUUAACGUCGGUGCGGGAUAUUGAGAAGGCCUGUGCCAUGAUUCGACGGGAAGUGCGAGGUUUGAAGGUACUCCCAAUGUACUCUUCACUCCCCAAGCAUGCCCAAGAUUUGGCUACUGGUGGUUCCACCAGACAGGUAUGCAUUGUCUCGACCAAUGUUGCCGAGGCAAGUUUGACGAUCCCAGGCAUUACGUAUGUCAUUGAUUGUGGGAAGCAGAUAGAGGCGAGGGUCAACUACCGAGUAGGCAUGAAUACGCUGUCCACUGCUCCCAUAUCAAAAGCCGCUGCACGACAGCGAGCAGGACGCGCUGGGCGAACCCAGCCCGGCGAAUGCGUUCGCCUGUACACCAAAGAGUUCCACGACCUCGGAAUGACCAGCAACACCCCCGCUGGCAUUCACAUGAGCGAUGUAUCAUGA